Messenger RNA from Physeter macrocephalus (sperm whale), 1779 nucleotides. It is a transcript of the gene NFIC, whose product is annotated as nuclear factor I C. Gene Ontology annotation, cellular component: nucleus. The record is from RefSeq and is a predicted model, not a curated record. NCBI's taxonomy places the organism in Eukaryota, Metazoa, Chordata, Mammalia, Artiodactyla, Physeteridae. The coding region runs from base 85 to 1605 and encodes 506 amino acids. The transcript has 11 exons. Gene Ontology annotation, molecular function: RNA polymerase II cis-regulatory region sequence-specific DNA binding; DNA-binding transcription factor activity, RNA polymerase II-specific. Gene Ontology annotation, biological process: regulation of transcription by RNA polymerase II.
CCGCGGGGGGGGGGGUUGGAAAAAUGACUCAGUAAGUUCAGCGCGCCCGCUCCGGCCGGCCCUGCGCCUCCCGCCGCGCCCGGGAUGUAUUCGUCCCCGCUCUGCCUGACCCAGGAUGAGUUCCACCCGUUCAUCGAGGCGCUGUUGCCUCACGUCCGCGCCUUCGCCUACACCUGGUUCAACCUGCAGGCGCGGAAGCGCAAGUACUUCAAGAAGCACGAGAAGCGGAUGUCGAAGGACGAGGAGCGCGCGGUGAAGGACGAGCUGCUGGGCGAGAAGGCCGAGGUCAAGCAGAAAUGGGCGUCGCGGCUGCUGGCCAAGCUGCGCAAGGACAUCCGGCCCGAGUGCCGCGAGGACUUCGUGCUGGCCAUCACCGGCAAGAAGGCGCCGGGCUGCGUGCUCUCCAACCCCGACCAGAAGGGCAAGAUGCGCCGCAUCGACUGCCUGCGCCAGGCCGACAAGGUGUGGCGGCUGGACCUGGUCAUGGUCAUCCUCUUCAAGGGCAUCCCGCUGGAGAGCACCGACGGCGAGCGCCUGGUCAAGGCGGCGCAGUGCGGCCACCCGGUGCUCUGCGUGCAGCCGCACCACAUCGGCGUGGCGGUCAAGGAGCUCGACCUCUACCUGGCCUACUUCGUGCGCGAGCGAGAUGCAGAGCAAAGUGGCAGUCCCCGGGCGGGGAUGGGCUCCGACCAGGAGGACAGCAAGCCCAUCACACUGGACACCACCGACUUCCAGGAGAGCUUCGUCACCUCCGGUGUGUUCAGCGUCACUGAGCUCAUCCAAGUGUCCCGGACACCUGUGGUGACUGGAACAGGACCCAACUUCUCCCUGGGGGAGCUGCAGGGACACCUGGCAUAUGACCUAAAUCCAGCCAGCACCGGCAUGAGAAGAACGCUACCCAGCACAUCCUCCAGCGGGAGCAAGCGGCACAAAUCGGGCUCGAUGGAGGAAGACGUGGACACGAGCCCAGGCGGCGAUUACUACACCUCGCCCAGCUCUCCCACGAGUAGCAGCCGCAACUGGACGGAGGACAUGGAAGGAGGCAUCUCAUCCCCGGUGAAGAAAACAGAGAUGGACAAGUCCCCUUUCAACAGUCCGUCUCCCCAGGACUCGCCCCGCCUCUCCAGCUUCACGCAGCACCACCGGCCCGUCAUCGCCGUGCACAGUGGGAUCGCCCGGAGCCCUCACCCGUCCUCGGCCCUGCACUUCCCCACUACGUCCAUCCUGCCCCAGACGGCCUCCACCUACUUCCCGCACACGGCCAUCCGCUACCCACCUCACCUCAACCCCCAGGACCCGCUCAAAGAUCUUGUGUCGCUGGCCUGCGAUCCGGCCAGUCAGCAACCCGGACCGUUAAAUGGAAGUGGCCAGCUCAAAAUGUCCAGUCACUGCCUUUCUGCUCAGAUGCUGGCACCCCCGCCCCCCGGGCUGCCGCGGCUGGCGCUCCCCCCCGCCACCAAACCCACCUCCGAGGGAGGAAGCUCGUCGCCGACCUCGCCCUCCUACUCUACGCCCGGCACGUCCCCUGCAAACCGUUCCUUUGUGGGAUUAGGACCAAGGGAUCCAACGGGCAUUUAUCAGGCACAGUCCUGGUAUCUGGGAUAAGAAAGAUUUCUUCCCACGCCCUGCUCCUUCGUCCCGGGAAUCGCGGGGAGCCACACAGCCGGCCCCCGGCCCACGUUUUCGGUGGCGAGCUAGAGCAAGCAAGAACACCCCGCUGACUCCCAGCCCGGCCGAAAGACAAAACACACGACACAUAACACACAGGAGGAAAAGAAA